CGAGGGGUUGUGUCGGUUUCCGCCAUGGGGAAGUCGGAUUUCCUCAGCCCCAAGGCCAUCGCCAACCGCAUCAAGUCCAAGGGGCUGCAGAAGCUGCGCUGGUACUGCCAGAUGUGCCAGAAGCAGUGCCGCGAUGAGAAUGGCUUCAAAUGUCACUGCAUGUCUGAGUCCCACCAGAGGCAGUUGCUGCUGGCUUCUGAAAAUCCUCAGCAGUUCAUGGAUUACUUUUCUGAGGAAUUCCGAAAUGAUUUCCUCGAGCUGCUCCGGAGGAGAUUUGGAACAAAGAGAGUCCACAAUAAUAUUGUGUACAAUGAAUAUAUCAGCCAUAGAGAACACAUCCACAUGAAUGCCACACAGUGGGAGACUCUGACUGAUUUCACUAAGUGGCUGGGGAGGGAAGGUCUUUGCAAGGUGGAUGAGACUCCAAAAGGCUGGUAUAUCCAGUAUAUUGAUAGGGACCCAGAGACUAUUCGCAGGCAACAAGAGCAAGAGAGGAAGAAGAAACAGGACCUUGAUGAUGAAGAAAAAACUGCAAAAUUCAUUGAACAGCAAGUUAGAAGAGGUUUGGAGGGGAAAGAAGUGGAGAAGCCAGUCUAUACUGAACUGAACAGAGAAAACGAUGAAGAAAAAGUUGCAUUUAAUUUAAACAAAGGAGCAAGUACUUCAAUAGCUGCAUCUUCUAAAACAAGCAGUGGCCUUGGACCGAAUGCACUGAAGAUGGUGGAAGGGGCAGUUAAAAGGAAAGAAUCAGCUCAUAGCUCUGGUCAGUCCAAAGAGAAAAAGAAGAAAUCUGCACUGGAUGAGAUUAUGGAGCUUGAAGAGGAGAAGAAAAGAACAGCUCGAAGAGACUACUGGUUACAGCCUGAAAUCGUUGUAAAAAUUGUAACAAAAAAGCUUGGAGAGAAGUAUCACAGGAAGAAGGCAGUUGUUAAGGAAGUGAUUGACAAAUAUACAGCGGUUGUGAAGAUGAUUGAUUCUGGAGACAAACUGAAGCUUGAUCAGACACAUCUAGAAACUGUCAUACCAGCACCAGGCAAGAAAGUGAUGGUCUUAAAUGGUGGCUACAGGGGAAACGAAGGCAUCUUGGAAUCUAUCAAUGAAAAGAGGUUUUCAGCUACAAUAGUCAUUGACUCUGGCCCUUUAAAAGGCCGCCGGGUUGAAGACAUCCUGUAUGAAGACAUCUCCAAACUCGCCUGAGUUGCUUAUCGUGGAUCACAGAAGAUUUUUGGUUCCCCAAACCAUCUUUCUGGCAUCUUGCAGCAGACACAAGACUCUACCAUGUCAGGGUUUUAACUGUGUGUGUGUGUAUGUAUUUAUAAUGUAUAUAGAAAUUAACCACAAACAAACUGGAUUUAUUUAAAGACCACUAUGGAUUUGUUACAUAAAAUGCUUGUGGAGAUCU
Pezoporus flaviventris is the source of this 1402-nucleotide messenger RNA. It is a transcript of the gene KIN, whose product is annotated as Kin17 DNA and RNA binding protein. Gene Ontology annotation, biological process: DNA replication; DNA damage response. Gene Ontology annotation, cellular component: nucleus. Gene Ontology annotation, molecular function: double-stranded DNA binding. Bases 25 to 1197 code for a protein of 390 amino acids. Lineage: Eukaryota; Metazoa; Chordata; Aves; Psittaciformes; Psittacidae. The transcript is spliced from 13 exons. The record is from RefSeq and is a predicted model, not a curated record.